Messenger RNA from Sinocyclocheilus grahami, 904 nucleotides. Its product is annotated as cytochrome b-245 light chain-like. NCBI's taxonomy places the organism in Eukaryota, Metazoa, Chordata, Actinopteri, Cypriniformes, Cyprinidae. Bases 205 to 765 code for a protein of 186 amino acids. The transcript has 6 exons. The record is from RefSeq and is a predicted model, not a curated record. Gene Ontology annotation, molecular function: heme binding.
UUUUAUUAACGUGUCCAGUCUAGCGCUUUUAUGUUCUUUCAUGAAUUUACUGUAUAAUUUGAUGAAACGUUGAACAAAGUGAAAAGGAAGUGAUGAAACGAAAGGGUUUGGUUUAUGACACGCUGGCCACUUCCUACUUUUCUUUUAUAGAAUUAAGUUGAAAAUAAAGUUCACUUAUCAGUGUCAGCACGCAUUCAAGUGAUCAUGGGGAAAAUUGAGUGGGCGAUGUGGGCAAACGAGCAAGCUCUGGCUGCUGGACUCAUUUAUGCGACUGGUGGGAUUGUCGGGGUGGCUGGUCAGUUCAGAGGCUGGCAGUUUGCAUGUUUCGGCAUUGCUGCCGGUGUGUUUGUGUGUUUGCUUGAAUAUCCACGAAGCAAACGGGGCAAAGGCACCAGCGUUGAGAGAACUGGUCAGUACUGCUUCACAGUUUGUGUAAAGGCUGUUGGACCCCUGACCAGAAACUAUUACGUCAGAGCAUUCUUGCACGCUGCGCUGUGUGUUCCUGGAGGGUUCAUGUUAGCCACAGUUCUGGGAUGUGUGUGUCUAGGAAUUGCCAGUUUAAUCUAUCUUUCAGCAGCUAUUCACGGAGAACAUUGGGAGCCCAUACUGCCCCGCAGAGAGCCACCAAAGCGUGUUGGGGAUAGCAUCAAAGAGCCUCCUCAAAACCCUCCACCUCGGCCUCCUCCUGAACUCCGCCGGAAGAAAGCAGAUAAACUAGAGGCUGCUGUGUAUGACAAUCCCAUGUCUGUCACCGUCAGUGAAUAAGGAUUCCAUUGUGAAAACAGUAACCUAUUAUUCAAGGAGGCUUCAGUAACAAGUAACUGUAUUGAUAUGAAACAUUUAUGAUGAGUUUAUACUAACAAACUGCAUCAAGACAGAGAGAGAGCUAGCACUGAAAAUUUUU